Molecule: messenger RNA, 2519 nt
Organism: Cutaneotrichosporon oleaginosum
Lineage: Eukaryota; Fungi; Basidiomycota; Tremellomycetes; Trichosporonales; Trichosporonaceae
Biological process (GO): proteolysis
Molecular function (GO): calcium-dependent cysteine-type endopeptidase activity
Source: RefSeq, a predicted model, not a curated record
AUUUUCGACCUUGACACUUCGGCAUGGCCUUCAACACCUUCAAUGAGGGCCUCAAGAUUGCAUCGAACAUCGGAAACCGGGCUAUCGCGGCCGAGGCAAGCCUCGCGAGCUUGAGCCCACUCGCCUCACCUCUCCCGACGCUCCACAAGGCGUUCAGCCUGUACGUGCAGGCCGCUGAGGCGUAUUCGCACCUCUUGCAGAGCGCGCUGGUUCCGGCCAGCGAGCGCGCGGGCGUACAGCGCAAAUGGCGACUAGUGCUGGAGCGGGCGGAGAAGGUGAAGAAACGGAUCGAGGGGCUGGGGGGCCGCGUGGGCGCAGCCAGCGUCGACGAGGAAGCGGAGGAAGCCGCGGUAGUGCGUCGCGGCGCCGUAAUCAAUGGCUUCAAGGCGGAAGUGUGGCGCACACCGCCAGACUACGAGUUCACUGGAGCAGCGUGGCGCGACACGCGCCAGCCGGACCUCGCGGCAGAGCAGCUCGCGCUCUCACCUGAAUGGGCGCCACUUCCAGACUCGGCGUGGGACGCGCCGCCCGGCAUGUGGGAGGUGCGCCAGGGUCCUGGAGCAGACUGCUCUGUCACGGCUGGGCUGGGCGCCUGCAUCGCGCACAAUGCGCGGUGGGGGACAAAGCUGGGCGAAUCUGCACUCUAUCCGCAAGCCGUGUCCGGCCGACCUGCGCGCUCCGAGAACGCGAAGCACGUGGUCAAACUCCUUUUGAACGGAGCAUGGCGCUCGGUCGUUGUCGACGCACUCCUUCCUCGCUCUUCCGCGCACAAGCCAUUGCACAUCACGGCGCGACAAGGCAACGAUCACCUUGGCCCAGCGUGGAUCCCUCUCGCUGUCAAGGGGUACUUCAAGGCUCUUGGGGGAUACAGUAUUCCCGGCAGCGACCCCGCGCCAGACGUGUAUGCGUUCACGGGCUGGAUCCCAGAGCGACUCACCCUUGCUUCCGGCUUCCAGCGAGAAAAGGAGUGGAGCCGUCUCCAGCGCGCCUGGGCCCGGGGCAGCGUAAUCGUCACUCUGGGGAGCGGGCACGACGCGGCGCCAGGCUUGGUGCCGCUGCACGCGUACGGCGUGACGGGCGUGGACGAGGUCGACGGGGAGCGGGUGCUGCGGAUCUUUGACCCGGGGUCUUGCCGGACCCCCAGCGUGGACACGCUCGCCGAUGAGCUGCAGGAAGUUUCUGUUGGCGGCGAGAGGGCAGGAUCUAGACUCGCUUACUCGUUCACAAUGUCCUGGGAUGAGGUAUGCUCGAGGUUUCAUACACUCAACCUCAAUUGGGACCCGGCAUUGAUGCCGAUUACGGCGGAGCGACACUGGUCAUGGCUCAAGCCCGAGGGCGACACCGACGAGUCGCUGUCUCUGCGCUCGAGCCCGCGCUACCGCGUCACAGCGACGACGAGCCAGCCCGACGCCGAGGUCUGGCUCCUCCUCUCUCAGCACCGCAACUCGAAAGACGUGCCGUUAGACGAUAUCGCCGUCCAUGUCUUCCGGGACCACCGCGCGCGCGUGCGCGCCGACGUAAGCCGCCUCGUCGCCCCAACGCAUGAGGAGGAGAACCCAUACACGAAUGCGCUGCAUACCCUAGUCCGCUAUCCGCUGCGCGAGGGCGCCAAUGUGCUUUCGGCACUACCCUCGCGCGACCGUGGCCUUCUACAAACGGGCUUCACGCUCCGCGCCUUCGCGGCGCCCGGCACGAGCCUGGCGCUGCAGCGCGUCGCCCUCUCUCUCCCAUUUACGCAGGAGGCGCGGGGCGCGCUCACAAAACGCACAGCCGGCGGUCACCCCGGAUAUCCCACGCACUCCCGAAACCCGCAGUACCGCUUGGCGGUCGAGCGGGCGGGGACGCUGCGCGUCGCGCUCAAAGGCGCGGCGGAGCUUGCGUGGAACGUCAAAAUCGUGUGGGGCGCCGAGCGCGUGUUCGAGCUCGCGGCCGAGGCCAUCGUUGCGGCCUCUGGCGCGUACAACUACGGCAUGGCGUACUGCGAAGUCGACGUCGAGGCGGGGACGUAUACCGUGCUCGUGUCGAGCUACGAGCGCGACGAGGGCGCAUACGCGCUCACGGUCGAGGCGAGUGCGCCGGUGUCGCUUACGAGCAUACCGCAGGAGGGCGCGGGCAUGUUCGCGCGCGCCGUACAUGGCAAGUGGGACGAACGAACGGCGGGCGGACGGCCCAGUGGGAACGGAUACGAUCGCAAUCCCCGCAUUGAGGUCACGCUUAGCACACCCGGCACGCUGCUCGCACGUCUUACGCUGCCCACCCCCGCACCCGUGCCCAUCAAUCUGACCGUGUUCAGACGGGGAACCGGCACCCUUGGGGAACAGGUAGCUACUUCUGGGCCCUAUGUUGAGCGUGUGUGUGGUGUAUCGACUGGAAAGGUGCGCCUCACCCCUGGUAUCUACGUACUGGUGCCGAGCACAUACAACGCCGUGUUGGAGGACUGGACAGUGGAUGUCUGGGCCGACACGCAGUUCAGUACUGAAGUUGUGCAAUAGUUGGCGGACCUAUGGAUUGAUGUCGCA